Trichobilharzia szidati is the source of this 417-nucleotide messenger RNA. NCBI's taxonomy places the organism in Eukaryota, Metazoa, Platyhelminthes, Trematoda, Strigeidida, Schistosomatidae. The record is from the annotation of a GenBank genome assembly.
AUGAUGCGAAAAGGCUGUCGAUGUUGUUGUAAAUCAAGAGAUACCAAUGAAAGAUUGUACAAUACAACAAGUUAUCGAGCAUUCUACUGUGGACCAAGUUAUAAAAGUAAAUUAAGAGAUGAUUCAUUUGAACAGUCUGUUGAACAGAAUGUCAGAGACAGUGCACCUAAUGAUGGGAAUACAUCAAACUGUCAAAAUGCUGGGGAGAGACAAUGUUGUAGGCGAGUCAAUAGUGCUCAACAACAUCAUGAUCAUACGAAUACAAAUAAAGACUUAUCCAUGUACACUAGUCGAUAUCAAAGUGACUACCAGCUUAAGCAAGCCACGCCUCCACGAUUGAUUAGACCAAAAGAUAAUCUAGUUGUUGGAAGAUUUCAAAUGGAUGGGACAUUUCUAAAAUGUUACUGUGCUUCGUGA